Messenger RNA from Linum trigynum, 3699 nucleotides. Lineage: Eukaryota; Viridiplantae; Streptophyta; Magnoliopsida; Malpighiales; Linaceae. The record is from the annotation of a GenBank genome assembly.
GCCAUUUAGCUAGUUAUAUAAUAAAGUUUAAUGAUUCCUAUAAAAAAGUUAAUGAUAGGCAAUUAUGUAUUAAAAUCGUUGGUGAAUCUAGAGCUACAACAAGUUCGGAUGGAAUCGAUUUUUAUAUAAACCAUCCCCGAACCAUGGUUUUAAAAUCGCAACCAUCCACGUAAUCAAAAUCUUGCGGGGAUGCAAUGUGGCAUUACCAAAACCAAUCAUGCGAUUCGAGGAAAACCCACUCGCAACAUCUCUGAAGAGUCAUGCGUAGGUUUUUUUAUACAAUCUAAAUUUUUUCUUCAAAUGUCAAUGUUUCUUUGUCACAUUGUCUAGAACAUAGUUAUAACAUAUAUUCAGGUGAGUUCUGUACGAAUACUUGAAAUAUCAUCAAAGCCGCACCAAACCCAUUAUCCAUUUUGUCACAUUAACUAAAUUUCCUAUUUUGAGAUUUUAUCGACCCCAAUCCCCAAUAGAUUUUUUAAAACAUUGAAAAAUACCCGACUUUCUCAAUAUUGCGGUCUGCGGAUGCAAAAUUUGAUUCCCCCAAAAUAAACCUAAAAGAGGUGAAGUCCCAUGUCAUUUCAUCCAGGCCCCGAGUGCCUUCUCUCCAUUCAUGAAGAAGCAACCAUCAUCGGUCAGUUCUUCACCAAUACCUUUUCCUUUCUCUGGUAAGCUUCUCAAGUCUUUCAUAUAGUACAGCAAGUUCGCAACGCCCUAGCUCUGUCCGCUGCGCCCUCCCUCCUGGUACAUACGAUGGGCGCCGCUAGUCAGAUUAGUAGAGUUUCAAAUCGGCUUAGGGUUAUACAGUUGAGUUCUCCGGCCGCCAUAAGUUCAUUACUUGGUAUCAGAAGCUUCACUUCUCAGAUUGCAACUCAGGAAGGGAAGGAUGGGCCUUCCUUCAUAGUCUCUUAUCUAAUGAGCUCACAUGGGUUCUCAGUAGAUAGCGCCAAAGCUAUAUCUAGGUUUAUGAACUUCCGGACCGCCGAGAAACCAGAUUCAUUUGCCAAUCUGCUGAGGAGCCAUGGAUUCUCCGGUACCCAAAUCGCCAAAUGCAUCAAGCGGUGCCCUGGUGUACUAGGGCUGGAUCCCGAGAGAAUACUUGGUCCCAAGCUCGACUUCCUUCGUUCCAUUGGGAUUUCGGAGGCCGAGCUUGCGGAGGUGGUCUCUACCAAUCCCCAAUUUUUGAUUAUGAGCUUAGAGAAUCGCCUGAUUCCUCGGUAUAAUUUGCUCAAGGAUGUCCUGGUUGAUGACCUAAGAGUGGUGGAUGUCUUGAAGCGCUCUCACAAGUCCUUUUUUUUCAAUACUGAUACCAAUGUGGUUCCCAACAUAGCACUUCUCAGGAAGCUUGGGGUUGGUGAGAAUUACAUAACUUACUUGCUGUCGACUUUCCCUAAUGUGGCUUUCCAGCCUCACUCUGAUUUUGCCAAAAGUGUUGAGCUUGCCAAGCAGUUCGGGUUUGAUCCAUGGAAGGCAAACUUUGUGGUUGCUGUUAGGGUGUUUUCUAGUGUGAAGAAAUCGGCCUGGGAGAAGAAAUUAGAGACGUAUGGGAGAUGGGGGUGGUCGAAGGAUUUGACUUUGUUGGCUUUCAAGAGAUAUCCACAAUGCAUGUGUUCUUCGGAGAAGAAGAUCAUGCAGACGAUGGACUUUAUUGUGAACAAACUGGGUUGGGAAUCAGAGGCACCUGCUAGGUCGCCAGCUAUCUUUGCUUUAAGCUUCGAGAAGAGGAUUGUUCCUAGAUGUUCGGUUGUGCAACUCUUGCGGCUGAGAGGGCUGAUAGAUGAUAUUCCUUGGUUGGCUGGUUUCUUGUACCCUGGAGAGGACCGGUUUAAGAAGAAAUUUGUGGCUAAAUAUCCCGAUGAUAUUAAGGCUGAAUUGUUGGAUGUGUACGAAGGACGAGUGAUUGUCGUUGAUUUUCGAACUAUGGCUGUUGAAGAUGCCAAAGCAAGAUCCUAGUUCUUUCUUGUUAAGCAUGGUUUUGAUUUUCACAGAUUCUUGAGAACAACAUAUAUUGCAGCAGCUUUAUUGAAACAAACAUUCAUGUAACUUAUUCACCGUUAGGUUGACCAUCAUUGAAGGUCUCAGCAUAAGAAAAUGCGGGCAAUAUGUGGCUUUUGCAUCUAUGCCUUGAACAUGAUGUUGUGGAGCUGAGUUCCUGAUUCUGCAUUUUCCCUCCUCUACAUAUGCAAAUGUUUCAAUGAAGUUUCAUUAAUGUUAUAUUUAGCUUCAUUCUUGCCAUUUUUUGGUGUGCUCUUCUCUUAUGUAGUUGUCAUUGCUUGUCUUAGCUUGUGAUUUAUCCUUUGCUUUCUUUUUCAAGUAAAUGCAUGAACGGUGGUGCAUCCACAUCCGCAAUUCUUAGUAUCCAAUUUUGAGGGUUCUGCUGAAUCAUUCAUUCCUCCUAAAAUGCUCUCAUGUUGAGGUUUUGAAGCUGUAAUCGACAGAGUUCGGAGGAUUGAGCUAUACACGAUGGAUUGGUGAUUCAGAGAGUGUUUCCGCAGUGAGUAAAGUUUGUCAAUGGAGGAAGAGAUUGGUUGAACAUAGGGUUUUGGCUGAGGGCUUACUUGGAGUUCGAUGCUCUGCCAUUGCUGGAUGUGUCACUGUUAGUUCCCAAGAUGAUCUGGUUUAUAGUGAUUUUGCAGAAAAGGGGAUCGAUGUUUCUGUUUCACAGAUAAUAGCAUCCUGCAGUAAAUAUGAAAACAUAGAUAUAGAGUGACUGUUCAUUUGUUAUGUUCUGGCACCUAGGAUCGCUGUGUUUAGAAAUUGAACCAGGGAGAUUGGCCUUUAGUUGGUUGUCUUUGUCUAUGAUCGAUGAAGCAACAUCUCCCCCACUGUGGUCUUCGUCGUUGAGAUCUAGCAGAAUAUGCAAAAAGUCCUUAUUACUAGGAAAAAAUCUAAAAGUACCACUGUUUAAAAAAAAAAUUUCAAAAAUACCACCCAACCCCAAAAAUUUCCAAAAAUACCACCCUUUUUCAAAAACCGCCACCCCAUCCUGCGGUUUACACGAAAACCGUUUGUCGGAGGUGCGGUUUUCUAUGCAAACCGCGGGCCUAGGGAGCGGUUAUAAAAAAAAAAAAAAAUUUGACCAAACCGCUGGGUGGGGUGGCGGUUUGACCCAAAACCGCUACCCCACCCAGUGGUUUGGUCAAAUUUUUUUUUUUUUCGAUCAACUCCUAACUUCGGCCGAAACUUUAAACGAACGUAAAUUUUCACUCGGGUAUCCGAUCGUAGCGAUUGUUUUUUUCAUUUCGCAUAACUUUUCAAGAUCUACAACUUUUACUAGGAUGAAAUUUUCAAAAAUGGAACUAUUUGUGGAUAUACGGGACCUUGGGAAUAACUUUACCUUUACUUUUCACAAAUCCAUGUAUAUUUUGAAAUUAUGAUUAUAUUAAAAGUUGUAGAUCUUGAAAAGUUAUGUGGAAUAAAAAAAAAAUUCAUGAAAUUCGGAUUUUGGAGCACAAAGUUAUGGCCGCCCAAAGUUUGACGAAAUCAAAAAAAGGCUCGUUCGGGGUGGCAAAUGACGUUUUUUCGAGACGAAGGCGGGACCCGACGGUUUGCGGCUUGCAAGAUCUCAAAAAUUUAUUCGGAUUCAAAAAAUGGAGGCCGCAAACUUUUUGAGAUCUUGCAAGCCGCAUACUGCCGGGUCUCGCAUUUCGUCAAACUUUGGGGCCUCCAUUUUUUGAAUCCGAAUAACUUUUUGAGAUCUUG